UUUGUAUUGUAUUUUGUCAUUAUUUUUUAGAGUAGAUCCCCUUCAGUUUGGAACCGUCCAUGUUUACAAACACGUUUGUUUAUUUUAUGAGAAGUACAGGCUGUUUGUCGAUUAUUGAUAAAACUAAGGGAAGAUUAAAGUAUAGAUUUAUCUAUUUGACCUAGUAAGUUUAAACUUUUACAAAAUGGCGACCAAUGGGAGUACAACAGACGCGUCGGAUGAAUUGUUUGACUUUAUAUGUUCUCCUUGCAACAAGAAAGACAAGAAUAGUGAGGCGAUGAAGUACUGUGUGGACUGUCAGGAGUAUCUGUGUGUACCUUGUGUUGAAAGUCACAAUAGUUUCUCUGUCCUAACUGGACAUACAUUGGUGGAAAGGUCAAAGUUUGGAAAUGCAAGUAGAACAGACAGCAAGGAAUUACCGUCGGUGCCGACUGAAAGAUGCAAAGUUCACUCAUUGAAGCUCGUGGACAUGUACUGUGCUGAUCAUGACUCGGUUGGAUGUCAUGUCUGCUUUACACUCAAUCAUAAGCCGUGUGUGAAUAUCCACUAUAUUCCUGACUUUGUUCGAACAAUACCACAGGCAGAAGAUGCAAGGAAGAUAAAGAAUGAAAUAGAGAAAGCAACAACAAAAACGGAAACCUUGCUGAAACAGAAACAAAGAACUAGAGAUGAAAAUACUAAAAGAAGAGCAAUUUGCUGCAACAAAAUAAAAACCUACAGAGCAGAAAUAGACCAAACUCUGGAUCGACUGGAACAAACAGCCGUUGCUGAAGUAGAUCGAAUAUGUAACACAGAAGAGAAGAACAUUCAAGCAGAACUGAAAAAUCUUCAGGAGACGACGAUUAAACUUAACCAAAGUAAAGCUGCACUGGAAUCGUCUCAGAAAAAUCAAUCGCAGCAGUUUGUAAGUAGAAAGACGUGCGAAAAACUACUCUCAGAGACAGAGACGACUUGGUCCAGUUCAGAUGAUAAGCGAGGAGAUGCCACUUUGUUUACAAAAAAUUUAGAAAUACAUUAUUCCCUUCAACAAUUUAAAUCACUCGGAUGUCAAUCACAUCAAGAGAAGCUAGGUCUCUAUCAAGUUCAAAGCAAAAAGGAUUACAGUGUGAAGUUGAAAGAUGAUGGGAAUUCUUGCGAUAUUUGGUCGUCAUGUAUGCUUGACUCCGGUGAUAUGCUCCUGGUAGACAACAGGAACAGCAAAAUUAAACUUGUCGAAUGUGAAACAUACACUGUUAGAAAUUCAUUGACAAUGACUGAAAAACCUCGAUCUGUUUGCAAGGUCAGUAGCGAGGAAGUAGCUGUGAGUCUUAAUAAUCGAAUCCAGUUUGUAUCUACUGUAGCCCAGCUCCGGCCUACCCGCACUCUAAUGAUGGAUCACAACUGCAGAGGUAUAGCCGUAACGGAUGAAAAGAUAGUUGUUUGCGAGCAAGGCAAGAGAGUGUUUGUACAUACAAUGGAUGGCACGUGUCUACGGACAAUCAGUAGUGAUAGAUCUGGUCAGGUUAUGUUUACGUGUGCCCGGGAGGUUUCUUUAGGUGGUGGUGACGGCAAAAUGAUACAUGUUACAGGAUAUAAUCAAGAUCUUGUAACAAUAGAUAUUGACGGCAAUGCUAUCUGGAAGUACUCAAGCAAUAUAUUAAAAAGUGGAUGGGGAGUGUGUACGGACGAAAACGGUAAUGUGCUUGUCAGUGGUGACGAAUCAAACAAUGUUGUACAAUUGAAUUCAGACGGAAAAUGCUUAGGAGAAGUUGUUUCCAAAUCUCAUGCUUUGAAAAAUCCACGCGCUAUAUGCUUUGAUAUAAAACAGUCAAAACUGAUUGUUGCUGCUAAAGACAACAUCCACGUUUUCCUUAUUCGAUAAACAUAAUACAUGUUUCUAUUAUUAAAUCACCUUUUUAAUCUCCCGCCACGAGUGUUAGGGGGUUAUAGGAAUGGUCUCCGUCCAUCCGUCCUCCCGUCCUUCAAUCUGUCUGUAACAUUUUGUGUCCGCUCUGUAUCUCCUUAACCCCUUGAAGGAUUUUCAUUACACUUGGGUCAAAUGAUCACCUCAUCAAGACGAUGUGUAGAACUAAAGAGUCAGCCAUGUCGGCUUAAGGUCAAGGUGACAGCUCAAGGUCAAAUGUUUGAGCAAUCCAUUUUGUGUCCGCUCUGACUCUUCUAAACCCCUUGAAGGAUUUUCAUGAAACUUGGGUCAAAUGAUCACCUCAUGAAGACGAUGUGCAGAACUUAUAAGACAACCAUGUCGGCUGAAGGUCAAGGUCACAAUUCAAGGUCAAAGGUUUGAGCCUUCCAUUUUGUGUCCGCUCUGUAUCUCCUAAACCCCUUGAAGGAUUUUCAUCAACCCUUUCACUAUACAUAACAGCGGCAGGGGAUUUAGCUGUCUUUCAGACUGCCUUGUCUUCUAUGAAAGUCAGAAUGUGUGAUGGAAUAAUCGCAAUUAGAAUAAAAGGAAUGUUUCUGCCACAGCGGUAGUUAUAUAAGUUAACCAGCUGAACAUAUUGGGAAAAAAGCAUUUUAAGCUCGACUAUGCAAUGUAUUUUCUGAGCAAUCCUACUCGAACCGGCAUCUGCGUCCUUCCGCGUCCACACUUAGGUUAACAUUUACAUGAUGGAUUUGUUUCAGAUUAAAAAUAGUCAUCCCUCGUUAUCACCCACAUCAUUAUGGCACCAUUGUGAUCACCACAUGUCGGAUACAUAUGUCGAUAGUUUUAAUAAUCAUUGCGCGUAAGUGUAAUCAUGAAUUAAGUCAUUUUAAAUGUGGAUAUACGAAUGUUAAAUUAUCCAGUCUGAUGUUUACUUCAAAAACUGACCUUCCGCGCAAUGGUUAUUUAGCUCUUAGUUAAGGUUUUUCUAUUAUCAAAACUUAGGGGUACAUUAUGUUCCUUUAAGUAUAUCUAUUAAACGGCUAAUCCUGUAUUCACAUGCGGUCUACAACUCAUUUAAAUGGGUCAACCGUGUUGUUGUACUUAUGAAAUAGACUAGCCCGGUUUAUAGGCUGGUCAGGGCUACGAUAUGUAUUGUAUUUUGCCAUCGAGCUAUUUCUAUAAAAUGCUUCGUCCCCUUCCGUUUGGAUCCUUCCAUGUUUACAAACACUUUUGUUUAUUUUAUGGACUGUACCUUUAGUUAAAUAUACAUCAAUCUCCAAUAAACACGUGAAUGUUACAUUUGAAAAUGUAAACAAACAAUGUUCAAUAUACUGGUCCACUAAUACAAAAGCGAAAACUUUGCUGCGUCAUUAAAGAUAUACUGAUUUGAACGUAAAUAAGCGGAAAUUGACCAUGUUUCUGGGCUCAGUUGAAAUCUGUAUUUAAUAAAAUAAGUGCCUGAUUUUCUAAAAUUUAAUUUACACACUUCAUUUGUGGUUUAUUACUCUAGAGGUCAUAAUUUUCGCCUAAUCUUAAUAAAACUUGGUCAAAAUGUUACCUGAAGGAGUUUGUGACAGGGUCAUCUGGGGUCAAAAACUAGGUCACUUUGUCAGUUAAUAGGAAAACCUUGUUAGAACCCUAGAGGUCAUAUUUUCUUUUUCAUCUUCAUAAAACUUCGAGUUCAAGUUUGAAACUGGGUUACCCGAGGUCUUAAGCUAGGUCUCUAGGUUAAAUCAUUAAACAAAGUUGUUAACACUCUAAGGCCAAAUUUGCUACUUGAAUAUCAUAAAUCUUUGUGAGAAUGUUUGUCAUUAUGAAAUAUAGAAAAUGUCAGAAAUCAUAUUACCUGAGGUCAAAAACUAAUCCAUUAGGUUAAUUCGUAGAAGAACCUAGUUAAUACUCUUCAUAAAAGAAACUUCAGAGUGUUUGUAUGAAUUCUAGGUUAAGUUCAAAACUGGCUUACCCGAGUAAAAAUCUAGAUCACUAGGUCAAAUCAUAGAAAAACGUUGUUAACAUUGUAGAGGCCACGUUUUCCAUUCGAUCUCAAGAAAAAGUAUCAGAAUGUUUGUCUCUAUGACAAGAAGUUCUAAUCUGUGUUACCUAGGGUCUUUAACUAGGCAAAAUCAUAUAAAGAACUUGUUAACACUUCAGAGGCCACAUUUUCAUCUUGAUCUUCAUAAACCUUUGUCAGAAUGUUUAUCUCUAUUAAAUAAAGGUUGAAUUCAAAACUGGUUUAUCUAACAUCUUAAACUAUGUCACUAUGUCAAAUAAUCUUCAUAAAACUUUGUCAGAAUGGUCUGGGUCAAAACGUAGAAAAACUGUGAACACUCUACAAACCACAUUUUCCAUUUAAUCUUCAUAAGAACUUGUCAGAAUGUUUAUCUUGAUGAAAUGUAGGUCAGGUUUAAAACUUGGUUACCUGAGAUCUUAAAGAAGGUCACUAGGUCAAAUCAUAGAAAAACCUUGUUUGCACUCUAGAGACUACAUUUUCAACUUAAUAAAUCAUAAAACGUAGUCAGAAUCUUUGUCUCUUUUAAAUCUAGGUAGCUUUUGAAACUGGAUUAUCUAGGUCAAAUAUACUCAACAACCUUUCUAACUCCACACCUGGUUUUUAGCUCGACUAUUCGAAGUAAAGUCUAGCUAUUCUAUUCACCCUGG
Messenger RNA from Mercenaria mercenaria, 4522 nucleotides. RefSeq lists its product as uncharacterized. Gene Ontology annotation, cellular component: nucleoplasm; chromatin. Gene Ontology annotation, molecular function: zinc ion binding; ubiquitin-protein transferase activity. Bases 185 to 1861 code for a protein of 558 amino acids. NCBI's taxonomy places the organism in Eukaryota, Metazoa, Mollusca, Bivalvia, Venerida, Veneridae. The transcript is spliced from 2 exons. Gene Ontology annotation, biological process: positive regulation of DNA-templated transcription. The record is from RefSeq and is a predicted model, not a curated record.